UCCGGCACGGCCGAAGGAACGAGUGAAUGAGACGAACCAAAAUCCUUCCUGCCUUCUUUCUCUCUGGCUAGUCAUUUGGCGCUUUUCCAGUUUCGGUUUAUUUUGUCAUCAUUGCUUCCUGGAACUGAAAAGGUUUUGGGGCGACCAAGGCUCCGCAAGCGCCUCAUCCUCAUGUUCUCUUCGCAAAUCCUUACUGGUCUUAACACCCUACAUUCCCGUUCAAAUGUCUCUCUCUCUGCCCAGCGUUCCAACAACGCUUUUCUAAGAAUUCGGUCUUGUUCUCUCAGAUUACAGGAAAUCCCAACCGAGCUUCCUAUCCACUCUCUAGGCCCGCAGUUGAAAAUCGAUGCAUCUCCUUCGAGCCAGCACCGACGGGAUAAACCGAAUACGAAGGAAGUCGAAGAACGUGGCUCUCCGACUCCGAGUGCGAAAGCAGGCGGAGAAGGUGAAGGAAUUCCCGAAGUUUGUGUGCCCAGGCAGAAGUACAUAUCCGUUUCCAAGUCAGAACUUCUCCAUGCUAUAUUAUCAAUGUUCGGUUCACAGGUAGACGUUGAUGAGUUCCUCCGAUUGUCCUCGUACUUGGACUCUAUACUUCAUGCUGAGCAUAAAGGCAUUUUAGAAGCGAUGCGAAUCGAUUAUUCCCUUAUGCAAAGCAAGGGAAUCAGUCGUCAGUGUUUAGCUAAUUCUGAUGAUGAUGAAGAAGAAAUAAUGACCAACGGAAACUACCCCGACUCUGCCUGGGAUAACAACACUUUUGAAGGUGGUGGAAGAAUGGAAAGCCGGGAGGAUGCCUCGGUGGAACCCGAGAAACCAACGCCUUUCAAUUAUAGCCUGGACUUGGGAUCUCCAUUAACUUCAUCUCUUAGAAAUGUUAAGAACAAUUCUGCCACGAAAUCCAGAGUUUCUGUUGCCACUCGUUUCCAGCAUGCUUUCAUGAAACUAUUAUGCGAUGCUCAGUUUGAAGAACUAUCAGUUAGGGAUUUGCUGUUAACAUCUGCAUUGAAUACUGAUUAUCUCCUUACAUUGCCAAUAAAUGUUGACUGGAAGAAAGCAUCUGCAUCCAAUGCAAUAAUAUUCAGGCGUGGAUAUGCUACUGAGAGGCAGCAGGGUUUACUAGUUGUUGAAAAAUUGGAUUACCUACAGUCGAAACUACUACAAAAAAUCUUCUUCAUCCUGUCUAAACCAUUGGGAAAAGUUGGAUUGUGGAUAAAUGAGGCAUUGAAAAAUGCAAGCCAGACAGGGCAAGUUCAAAUUUGGGCUGAGAAAGUCAAGCAUUGGUUUAAGGAAUCAAUUUUUUAUCCAGAGUCUUAUUCGUAUGAUGAAAGUGUUCUUGAUAACCAACUGGGAGUUGGUAAACUAUCUGAGAGUGAUCUUCCUAUUUGGCUUGCAGCACAAAGGGCAGUGUCUCGUUAUGAAGGUCUUUUAUCAUCAAUUGGGCCUCGCAGGAGGCUCUUAAGAAAGUUUCUUAUGUGGAUUGGGCUUAUACCUUCCAAGCCAGAAACAUCAGUGAAGAUCGAUGGUGACCAUACAACUUCUGAAACUUACCAAAGGCCAAUCUUCUUAUCUAGGAGAUCACUUAGUGACAUAUGGAGACCUGCAACAAGCGAGUCUUGUGGGAGUAAUCCUUGGAAAAUAUUGAAAUCUGCUGUCUCAAUUCUUUUCUCACAAUCAGUUCUCCAGGAGCCAGCUUUUCAAGAACUAAUCUUGCUUUAUAAUGAGGAAAUUGAUCAAAGCAGAACCGAAGCUAAAGUUGAGUUUCCUUCCUUGCAGUUGAAGAUCUAUGAGAGAAUCCCUAUUCCAGAUCUGCCAGUUGUUUUUCCACACAAAAAGCUAUCUUUUCGUAUUCUGGACACGGUACGCUUGGAUAUUGCAACCAUACUGGGACUGUUGGCAUACUUUGUAAACUACAAAUUUGAGGACAUUCUAUCAUCCCCGUAA
Molecule: messenger RNA, 1938 nt
Organism: Telopea speciosissima
Lineage: Eukaryota; Viridiplantae; Streptophyta; Magnoliopsida; Proteales; Proteaceae
Exons: 9
Coding region: 172-1938 (588 amino acids)
Source: RefSeq, a predicted model, not a curated record